UCUGAACAUCUGUGAAGAUAUGCUAUAUAAUGUAUCUACACAGAAAGAAGAUUAGGUUGUUGAACAUACUAUUUCAGCUGCAUAAGAAUGGCAAUUCGUGUAAUCCUUCUUGCCUUAUUGUUUACAUUUGAUUAUGCACUUGGAGAAAAAUACAGGAUCUUCAGUCCAGGUUUUUACAAAAUUUCGUGGGAGCAAGCUAGAAGAAAUUGUCAAAACAUUGGUACUGGCUGGGACCUGGGGAAUAUUGAAUCCAGGGCAGAGGACAGGAUGAUUAAAGACAUGCUAAGGUGCGAAAGAGGAAGAGGUGACGGUUGGUUCAUAGGAGGGAUCAGCAGAAACGGGAAAUGGACUUAUCCUGAUGGAUCCCCCAUGAGAUACACGGCCUUUGGAAUUAAAAGUAGAUUCAGUGGUAAAUCAGCUCUUGCCGGACAACGAAUAGCUGGGGAUGUCCUCAACUAUGCUGCCAUAUUUAGAUCGGACCUAGCCUGGGAUUACCUCACACAGCACGACACUAAUAUCAUGGGAUAUGUCUGUGAGGCCUGGUACUGCUGAUUGUAUUAAAAUAUCAACCAUCUUGUAUUGUUUAUUAAAAAAAUAUUUUAUCA
Messenger RNA from Saccostrea cuccullata (small rock oyster), 605 nucleotides. RefSeq lists its product as uncharacterized. The record is from RefSeq and is a predicted model, not a curated record. The transcript has 4 exons. Lineage: Eukaryota; Metazoa; Mollusca; Bivalvia; Ostreida; Ostreidae. Bases 88 to 552 code for a protein of 154 amino acids.